Eriocheir sinensis (Chinese mitten crab) is the source of this 5965-nucleotide messenger RNA. Its product is annotated as ATP-dependent DNA helicase PIF1-like. Gene Ontology annotation, molecular function: ATP hydrolysis activity; DNA helicase activity. Bases 660 to 2519 code for a protein of 619 amino acids. The record is from RefSeq and is a predicted model, not a curated record. Gene Ontology annotation, biological process: telomere maintenance; DNA repair. Lineage: Eukaryota; Metazoa; Arthropoda; Malacostraca; Decapoda; Varunidae. The transcript is spliced from 12 exons.
CGCUUCACUAACCAUCUGGAAGCAAGCAAGUUACUUCUAGUGAACAAUUUUCCUUCCCAUUCCAUUAAUUUCCCUAAUAAUGAACUUGCAAAGGCAGUUGGAGCUUAGCCAAAGCUUGAAAAAGAAAAAUUAAGAACUGAACUUACAGUGCUAUACAGCAGAGAAGAUUUAUGGAAGUCACAAAACCUCCCAGAUCUUCUCAAGAUGAUAAGUGAUAUGAAUUUACAGUCACCAUUUUCAGAAACUGUCAAGUUAUUGAAAAUUCUAAUAACAACUCCAAUGACAACAGCAGACGCAGAAAGGUGCUUUUCAACUUUGAGAAGGAUUAAAACUUUCCUGUGCAUCACUAUGGUGACUGAAGGACUGUCUGCUUCAGCAAUGUUAUCAGUUGAAGGUGCAAUAGUAAUGGAAUCAAAGAACUUCAAUGACGCUGUGAUAAAUAAUUUUGUAACAAGUAAAAGCAGGAAAUGGACUUUAUUUUGAAGUAACUAACAUAGCACAUCGCCACUAGUACAGUCUGCCCUCCUCGCCAUCUCCCCAAGCCAAGCCACGCUGCCUAUCUAAGGACCUGAAAGCCCUGACUUGACUGCUGUACCAUUCGAAUUGGUGGAUAAUUAAAUGCAAAAUAAGGUCAACAUCAGCAGCAGUGGGCCAGGGUGAUGGAGACGCCGGAGAAGGGCCCCGAGGUGCCAGUGCCGCUGCUGGAGUGCACGCUGACGGUGGAGGUGAUGCGGAACAACGCCAAGCACACCAGCACACACAAGAAGGUCAAGCUGAUGCUGGGCCGCAACGAAUUCAGGGACCUCAUUCUGCGCAUGCAAGGUGCCAAGAGCUCCCUGCAGUGGCCUCUCUCCCAGUCCUUCCAGCUGCACACACGGUUCAUGAAGGAGGGCAAGGCCACCAUCAGCCUGGGCAUGGGCACCACCAAGCUGAUGGUGUCCAACGCCCCGCCCAACGCCCUGCUGGUGUUCCUCAAGGUCCUGGCCAGCAAGAAGGCCGUGGGGGUGGAGGGCCAGGCCGGGCCAGCCAAGGGGGUGACGGCCAGGCAGCGGCUCCUGUCCACGCGACCGUCGGCCUUUGAGGAGAUCAGUCCACUCACGCUGAAGGAGUACGAGGGGGCCCGUCAGAAGAAUGGCCGCCCGCCCCUAAAGGAACAGAACGGCCAGCAGCAGCAGCAGGACCUCGGCGCCUCCCCCGUCACCAGCAAGAGGAGGAGUGAGGCGUCCCCCGGCAGGAAGGCCAAGGUGUCCCGCUUCCUCACCCCGUCGCCACUCACCCAGGAGCAGAAGAGAGUGAUCCAGGCUGUGCACUCGGGCCACAAUGUCUUCUUCACAGGCAGCGCAGGCACGGGCAAGAGCUUCCUGCUGCAGCGUCUUCUGGGCUCGCUGCCGCCGGACACCACCUUCGUCACCGCCAGCACGGGGAUAGCGGCCAGCCAUAUUGGGGGGGCCACGCUCCACUCCUUUGCUGGCAUUGGCAAGGGCGACGACAGCUUGGCUCAGUGUGUCAGGCUGGCCUCCCGCAAGACUGUGGCCCAACAAUGGAGGAAAUGCAAGCACCUCAUAGUGGACGAGGUCUCUAUGGUGGAUGGACUCUUCUUUGAGAAGCUGGAGGCGGUGGCGCAGGCCAUUCGUAACAACACCAAGCCGUUCGGGGGCAUCCAGCUCAUCCUGUGCGGCGACUUUCUGCAGCUGCCGCCAGUCACCCGGCCCGGACAGGAGCGCAUCUUCUGCUUCCAGACGGAGGCGUGGCAGCGCUGCAUCACCCAGACCCUAGAGCUGACCCAGGUGAAGCGACAGGAUGACCAGAGCUUCAUCCGCAUCCUGCAAUCCGUCAGGCUGGGCAGGUGCAGCGAGGAGGCAGCGGAGGUCCUUCAGGGCACCAAGGACAACACGGUGGAGCGGAACGGCAUCAAGGCGUCGCGGCUCUGCACCCACCGCAGCGACGCCGACCACAUCAACGCACAGAACCUCGCCCAGCUGACAGGCCCUGAGCGUGUGUUUGAGAGUGUGGACAGUGACCCGAGCCGCGCUGCCAUGUUGGACAGCAGCACACCGGUGGGUCAGAGGCUGGUGCUGAAGGUUGGCUGCCAGGUCAUGCUUGCCAAGAACCUGGAGGUGGGCCGAGGACUGGUCAACGGCGCCAGGGGGGUGGUCACGGCCUUCACCAACGGCAGGGACGGCAACCCCAUCGUGCGGUUCAUGAGUGGGGUGACCAGUGAGGUGCGGUUUGCCCAGUGGCGGGUGGCGGUGGUGGCCGGGAGCUUCGUCACGCGCAUGCAGCUGCCCCUCAAGCUGGCCUGGGCUUUCUCCAUACACAAGAGUCAGGGCAUGACGCUGGACUGUGCGGAGAUGUCAUUCUCGCGGGUGUUCGAGGCGGGCCAGGUCUACGUGGCUCUAUCGCGCGCCAGGAACCUCCAGGGGCUGAGGGUGCUGGACUUCAACCCUUCCUGUGUUCGAGCCCAUCCCAGCGUCCUGAAGUUCUACCAUAAUUUGAGGAGGGAGCAGAGCCUGAGCUGAUGAUGAUGUUGAUUAGUGAGAGAGAGACUGUGUGUGUGUGUGUGUGUGUGUGUGUGUGUGUGUGUGUCCGAGCCCAUCCCAGCGUCUUGAAGUUCUACCAUAAUUUGAGGAGGGAGUAGAGCCUCAGCUGAUGAUGAUGUUGAUUAGUGAGAGAGAGAGAGAGAGAGAGAGAGAGAGAGAGAGAGAGAGAGAGAGAGAGAGAGAGAGAGAGAGAGACUGUGUGUGUGUGUGUGUGUGUGUGUGUGUGUCCGAGUGCAUCCCAGCGUCUUGAAGUUCUACCAUAAUUUGAGGCGGAAGCAGAGCCCGAGCUGAUGGUGACGAUGAUGAUUGUCUGUAAGGGGGGGUAUUUUAUUUAUUUUUUUAUUUUUUAUAUGGUAAGUGAGGCAGCUCAAGGGGAAAAAAAACAAAAACAGCAAUAAAAAGUCCUGUGUAGCAGGGUUCCCAAGCAGGGUCCAUGGAACAAUUUCUAGGGGUCCACAGGGAUUAUAAUUAUUUUUAAAUUUAAUAUACUGGAAUUAGGAGACAUGCGGCUCGGAAUAAAAUUCAUACUGCUGCACACAGUCCUUAAAACUGAAUGCUUGAAUGCUAGAAAUGAUCUACAGUACCCUCCUGAGUUUGGCGCUUGCUUCGUUCCACAGGUACAGCGCUAAACUCACGGAUUGGUAAACUCUGUGUCUUGAAAACACUGAAAAAGCGCACAUUUGUUCUGGCCCGUGGAGAAGCUGACCUUUUUCCCACUUUACUCCCUUGUUAUCAUAAAAUACAUACUGUGUAAAAAAGAAGAAAAUGUGAAGAGAGAACGGGUCGUUUGGAAGCCAUAGCUGAAGGCGGCUGGCUGCCCUACCAUAGGUUGAGUUCUGAAAACACGCUUGUGAUUCAUUGAGUUCAAUGACGUCAUCGCCUGCGCUCAUCCAAUCAGCGGCCUCUAACUAUGACGAAACAAAAGGUUUGUGAAUCUGAAGUCAACGUUGAUAGUUAAAUCAUUAGUUGAUAGCCUUUACCGUGGACCAUUAGUGCCCAUCUCUGUGAAUCUGAAGGCAACGUUGAUAGUUAAAUCAUUAGUUGAUAGCCUUUACCGUGGACCAUUAGUGCCCAUCUCUGUGAAUCUGAAGUCAACGUUGAUAGUUAAAUCAUUAGUUGAUAGCCUUUACCAUGGGCCAUUAGUGCCCAUCUCUGUGAAUCUGAAGGCAACGUUGAUAGUUAAAUCAUUAGUUGAUAGCCUUUACCGUGGACCAUUAGUGCCCAUCUCUGUGAAUCUCGCCCCAGCACGUGUGAACACGGUCACCCAACCACCAGUUUCUCGAGAAUUUUGCACAGAUUCAAAGUCGGCUGCAUUUCACAAGAAACUCUUGGAAAUUCUUGUCAGAAACUCUGUCACCAGCAUGUCGGUUAUGUUCUCGUGAGGUCGGUAAGUUGUGGUCACAAGAAAAAGAAGAGCGUAUCAGCUGAUCAGUUCAGUAGCUGUCCACAUGUUUAUUCCAGCACCACGGUUGAGCAGGUCUUGGACUUGAGUCUUGUCCAAGCGUAGCCACUGCUUCAUUGUGUCUGGGUCCUCACUGCCAAGUUCUCGCAGCACUUAACGGCAGCAAGCUGUAACACACUGCCUCAUUGUGUCUGGGUCCUCACUGCCAAGUUCUCGCAGCACUUAACGGCAGCAAGCUGUAACACACUGCCUCAUUGUGUCUGGGUCCUCACUGCCAAGUUCUCGCAGCACUUAAUGGCAGCAAGCUGUAACACACUGCCUCAUUGUGUCUGGGUCCUCACUGCCAAGUUCUCGCAGCACUUAACGGCAGCAAGCUGUAACACACUGCCUCAUUGUGUCUGGGUCCUCACUGCCAAGUUCUCGCAGCACUUAACGGCAGCAAGCUGUAACACACUGCCUCAUUGUGUCUGGGUCCUCACUGCCAAGUUCUCGCAGCACUUAAUGGCAGCAAGCUGUAGCAUACUCUCCCUUUGUCUCUGAGCUAACCACUCAUGAACCUACAAAUGCUUUCUUUUCUUUUUCUUUUUCUUCAGCAAGCACCACAAAGCAAACUCUGCAGCGUCUGGAUCCAGUGUUUGUUUUGCUUUUCAGCUGAUACAUCCCAGAAUGCAACAGUCCUCUGUGUGACUAAACUGGAGGGUAAAUUCCAUGCAGAAACUUCUCGGGAGAUAAUUUUGGUGGGAAAUUCUCAAGAAACUAGCUUGUGUGACUGCACCUUUAAGCUGCUGGUGUUACACUGGACCUUUUUCCUCCGCUGUGUUGGCGAUCGGGGCAACUGGCAGCUCCAACUUUUCCAGGUGUGCGUUACACACGGUCAAGGUCAGUUGUCCGUGUUCACAACGUAAACAUAGCAGUCGCCCUGCAUCGAUUAAAUAGUAAACAAAGCAGCUCUGACAGUCUACUUAACGAGUUUCUUGGUUGUCCAUCUCCACUGCUCCUCACUCCUCAGCCACUGCCUUUGUCUGUUUCGUGUUGUUGGUUGUAACCCCAACCAUUUUCCACCAAUAUGGACAAUCGACAACUCGCUCCCAGUUGGGCGCACGGGCAACCACAGUUGCCAGUAGUCCCAAUGGUUGGAGGAAAAUGGCUAGUGUGACCGCCUUAAGGAAUCGCACGUGACGCCGACGGUAGGUAGAUGUGACCCGUACAUGUCAAAGCAGCGCGAAACUUGGGGCAGUAACGCGUCAAAGUUGGGAUGAUGAGAAUUUAGGAUUGAGUGCCAAACUCAGGGAUUGUGAAACUCGGAUAGCACGAAACUCAGGAGGGUACUGUACACUAUGUAAGGCAUUGUACAUGAAUGUAUUUAUUUUUUGCAGAAAAAUCUCCUAUUAAUUUUGGUGGCUUAACCUUCAUUGUCUUAGAGGCCCACGGGUGAAAAAGUGCCUUGUAACGGGGCCUGGGACAAAAAGGCUGGGAACCACUGCUCCAGACACUGCUCCAAGGAAAGCAACUAGAACAGCAGGCCAUGACAAUGUUGAUGUGUGUGUGUGUGUGUGUGUGUGUGUGUGUGUGUGUGUGUGUGAGUAUUUAUUUGGCUAGUUGUGAUAUGCAGGAAACAAGCUAUGCACUCACUAUUUUCCUGUCCUUCAGUCUCAGUAAGUUAGUUUAGUUUCAAUGUUAUUUAAGAUCUGAAUUAAACCUUUUUAGUCUUAAGAUGUUCAAGUGAUCAAUGUAUUAUUAUUUAUUUUAUUUAUUUUUUAUUUUUACGUUUUAUGUCCGGCGGGGUUUCCUUAGCCUUGGUGGUUGGCCCGAACCCGUCUGGGUGCAGGCAAGUGUUUGUAGUGACGCCAUCUAUUAGGACAACUGUGUUUGGUGAAGCCUUUCCAGCAUUUUGUCCUCAUCUUCCUUCUUCUCUUCCUUUCUCUCAUCUUUAUCAGGCUCUUCAUGUCUCUUUGUCUGGUGUAGUGAAGUGCCACUUGUGUGUGCCAGCAUUAUAUAAAUAACCAUAAAUACACUAAAAUUU